AGAGAAAUCAAUGGAGUUGAACGACCUCAAAGAAGAUGUGCUGAUGGGAGACACCGACAGGGCCACCGUACCGGCCGCCGUGCUUGCGUCGGCGCCAGUGCUGGACAUCGGCUUUCACCCGACGCUGCCCAUUCUCGCUGUGGGACUCAUCACCGGAGAAGUCGAAAUCUUUGAGCGCAAGAGCGUCGAUGAGAUGGUGAAAGUGCCGCUGAAGAACGACUUCUCGUCGUGGAUCUUCAAGGGCCAGUACAACGAGGACGAGGUGGUCAUGAACUACCAUCAUCAGAACAUGCUGAUGCACCCGACGGGCGGUGUUUCGUCGAUGGAGUUCACCGAUGACGGCUCCUACCUCGUGACGGCCAGCGGCGAUCGCACCAUCUCCGUCAUGGACUGCGUGUCGCUGCGUCUGGUGAUUCACAUCCCAUCCGACGAGGUGCACGCACGCACGACGGCGAAAAAGCAGCUGAACGCGAUGAACAAAAAGAAUGACCCGUUUGCGAAGACGGCGGUCAAGGCGGUGACCACGAAGAAGAAAGUUGGCCGCACCGUGCCGGUAAACCCACACAAAUACGGCAUCUCCGCGAUGAACGUGUGCGAUGAGAAUUUGAUCGCCACAGGCGACGACGACGGCCUCAUUGCGAUCUGGGAUAUGCGGGAGCGCAAGCCUGUGCACGCCUACCACGAGCACGGCGACUACGUUUCUCAGCUCUGCUACUUUACCGACGUGCAGGAGCUCGUCUCCAGCAGCGGCGACACCUGCCUCGGCGCCUACGACGUGCGGGCGGGCAAGAUCCGCGACUUCAGCGUGAAGCGAAAGGACGAACUGAACUGCUUUGCCUUCAUUAAUAACAGCGGUAUCAGCAACGCCGCGUUUAUUCCCAGCAUCAUUUGUGGUACCCCACACGGUGGUCUCCCCAUUUGGAAAUAUGGCUCGUGGAAGCGCCCCUACGACGUGAUGGAGCGCCACCCCGCGGAGUGCGAGUCCAUCAUCUCCUUCCACGGCGAGAACACUGCUUUCAACCACAACCUUAUCCUCACCGGCGCCUGUGACGGGCUCGUACGGGUACUGCAGAUGUACCCCGUCCGGCGCAACCUGUGCCAGCUGAGCGCACGCGAUUACACCUACUCCCACUCGAGUGUGCUGGGGGGAAACAAAAACACCAGUGGAGGGUCGCAGCAUCAAGGUAACUACGUCGUGCGGCGCACCCGUGGACAGGAGGCAAUUACGCGGAUGCGCGUCUCGCACGACGCGAACUUGCUGGCCGUGAGUGGUACUGACAAUGUGAUUGACUUUGUCGACAUCGCCUUUCUGAACAACGAGGACGAGUUGGAUCAGCUGCGUGGGCGGGCAGAGCAGCGUCACCUGCGUACUAUUCGUGAGCUGGACCGCGAGCGCGACGAGGCAGACGAGCGGGAGCGGCGGCUCAUGGAGGGUCGAGACGGCCACAGCAGCGACAAUGACGCAAAGGGGGAGAGCAGCAGCAGUAGCAGCGACGACGCGGAUGGCGGUGAGGACGGCUUUUCGGACGCGAGCGAUGACACCAGCAGCAGCGAUAGCAGCAGUGAGGAGGAGGUGGACAAGGAGGCCAAACUUGCUCGUCGCGCGGCGCUUCGGGAGAAAAUGCUAAAACUGGGUGCGGUUCAGAAACGUCGCCGCUCCGACGGCAGUGAUAGCGGUGACGAAGGCGCUCACAGCACGAAACAAGCGGAGGCCAAGCCCAAGAAGAAGGUGAUCAACACGAAGACGAAGAAACACGCGGAUGAACCCGUUGUUGUUGCUGACGCCAACACUGACCCAAUCAAGAAGAAGAAGAGAAUCACGGCGUGCAAGAAAGACGUGGGUGCUUCGCACGACUCUCCGGCGAAAGGUGGCGAUGAGUCUACGUCAGACGUACAGCGGGGGAGCAAGAAAACUGCCAAAACGAAGGCGGCGGAUGCGAAGUCGGGCGACGAAGGCGGGGAGGGCGCGAUUGACUCGAUGGAGGCGUACCGCACCGAUCGUCAGAAAAAGCGCGAGCGUGCUGCGGCGGCUCGUUGGCUAAAGGAGGAGCGACGGAAGAAGAUUAACUUCACCUACGAAAAGCGUCGCCGGCGCGUGGGCGGCUUCUUUGGCGAUAUGGUGGGCGGAGAUGAUGAUUAA
This is a messenger RNA of Leptomonas pyrrhocoris, 2140 nucleotides long. RefSeq lists its product as hypothetical. Gene Ontology annotation, molecular function: protein binding. Lineage: Eukaryota; Euglenozoa; Kinetoplastea; Trypanosomatida; Trypanosomatidae. The record is from RefSeq and is a predicted model, not a curated record. Bases 11 to 2140 code for a protein of 709 amino acids. The transcript has a single exon.